Acanthaster planci (crown-of-thorns starfish) is the source of this 1304-nucleotide messenger RNA. RefSeq names its product eukaryotic translation elongation factor 1 beta 2 (gene eef1b2). Gene Ontology annotation, molecular function: guanyl-nucleotide exchange factor activity; translation elongation factor activity. The record is from RefSeq and is a predicted model, not a curated record. Gene Ontology annotation, biological process: translational elongation. Lineage: Eukaryota; Metazoa; Echinodermata; Asteroidea; Valvatida; Acanthasteridae. Gene Ontology annotation, cellular component: cytosol; eukaryotic translation elongation factor 1 complex.
CUCAACCUUUUUCCAUUCAGACCAGCAACCAUACCGGGCGUGACGGGGAAUCGGCCUGAACUUCUCAAUUUAUAGCCAAAAUGGGAUUCGGUGAUUUGAAAAAAGAAGCGGGCCUCAGGGCCUUGCAUGACUACCUUGCCGAUCGCAGUUAUAUCGAAGGGUAUACCGUAUCACAGGCAGAUGUAGUAGUCUUUGAAGCCCUUUCGGGGGCCCCUGGAACAGAUCUGUACAACGCAUUGCGCUGGUACAACCAAGUCAAGUCCUACAAAAGCCAGUUCAGUAGCUUGCCUGGCAUCAAGAAGAGCCUUGGUGAGUACGGCCCGGCCACAGCAGCAAAACCAGCAGCACAGAAUGCUGCAGCUGAUGAUGACGACGACGACGAUGACGUCGAUCUAUUUGGCUCAGAUGACGAUGAUGAUGAAGCAUUGAAAGCCCUCCAGGCAUCCAGGAAAGCAGCUGAUGAUGCAGCUCCCAAAAAAAAAGCUCCACCUGUGGCCAAAUCAAGCAUUGUGCUCUUUGUCAAACCCUGGGAUGACGAGACAGACAUGAAGGAAGUAGAGACGCUAGUUCGGUCUAUUGAGAUGGAUGGUCUUCUAUGGGGAAGUUCCAAACUGGUUCCUGUUGGGUAUGGAAUCAACAAGCUGCAGAUUGGAUGCGUUGUCGAAGAUGACAAGGUCGGCACGGAUGACCUCGAGGAGAAAAUUACGGCAUUUGAAGAUCACGUCCAGUCAGUUGACAUCGCAGCUUUCAACAAAAUCUAGCCAGCAAGAUGGCUACUGACCGUCUCAGCAGCUUUGAAAUGCUGUUCUCACAAUCAACAGAUUCCUCAUUACCACAUGUGAAUGCGUGAGCCAUGUGUCUCAUCACACUGUUGGAGGUUCAUUACCUGACGCACAAGAACAAGACAUUCUUGAAGCCAUGAUUAUGUUUUUCUGUUUAAAAACCAGACACUGAAGCAACUGCUUCAAAUGGACACAUGCAGCUUUCAGUUGAAGCUUAACGCAAUGUACACGCCGAAAACAUCAAGCCUUUCCUAGUUUGAGAAAAUAAGUCGUUUGAAGACUGUUUCCCAAGUCUGAUUUAAAAUGUGUUCUAGAGGAUUACCUUUACCCUUUUUCCAUUAAUCCAAAUUUGACGUAUGUGUGUCUGACGUUUGCAAUCUAUUGUAAUUUUUCACUACAUCAUGCAUUCUUUUCCGUCUUUGAAACGGGACUCAUCUUGAUCCCUUUGAAGGUCACUCUGAGUUGUCACGGGGGUUCAUAAUCAUGUAUUUGGUAAUUCUAAUAAAGGAGUUCACAAUUGAA